Molecule: messenger RNA, 5497 nt
Organism: Dreissena polymorpha
Lineage: Eukaryota; Metazoa; Mollusca; Bivalvia; Myida; Dreissenidae
Exons: 14
Coding region: 471-5261 (1596 amino acids)
Biological process (GO): cortical actin cytoskeleton organization; actin filament network formation; intracellular signal transduction
Cellular component (GO): cytoplasm; cytoskeleton
Molecular function (GO): actin filament binding
Source: RefSeq, a predicted model, not a curated record
AAUCUUGAAGCAUACAGUAGCAACGAAAAAAGCUUCGUUUGUCGGUUGCAUUUUCUCACGAUGAACAUGUGUUUCGAAUUCAUGUGGAACAUUAGGACUGUCAAGUGAAUAUAAAUUAUUAUUUUCUUUGAUAGCAGACGUUAAUUAUAUGUCAUGAAUGUGAGAUGAAACGAUAACUUUAACAGAAUAUGCGGUGGGUUUCAUGCGUUGGAUAACAAAGAAGGAACAGUAGAACGAUCACAAUUUGAGAAGUGUUUUAGAAAAAAAAUACUGAAAAACCUCUACAAAUAUUGCCGCAACUUGAAAAUAAUUUUUCGAUAAGUGCGAAUAUUAGUCUUUUGGAAGACAUUGUGGUUUAAGAACGUUUUUUUAUUGAAUUUUAAGAAUUAUGAACGAAAGGUGGCUGCAUAUUGGCGUUAAACGUCAUUGGAUUAGGGAGUGUUUGGACAAAUAAGCAUGACGAGAUAUGGAUGAACUGGAGUCGUCUACGCAGUAACGGAAGCGAAAACGUGUUCAAGGGGUCCCAGUUGGUCACAAUCAUCUUAGAGCGCCAUCACCAGCACUUUCGGAGCAGGGCGACGGCGCUCAAGUUUUGCCGCCAACUUUUCAACGACGGUGUUAUACGCGGAGUCUUCGGCGCCACUUCCUUCGAGGAUUCUGUCCAGCUCUAUACGUGGGCCGACGAGAAUGGCGGCAUGAAAAUGACGUCACGAUCCGCUUCGAAAUUGUCUAGCGGGACGCAAAAUCCAGCGGUCGAGAAAAUGGCAACCCCGCCAAAAUCUUACGGUUACUCCAGUGCGGAUGUAACGCUGACAAAACGUGAGUUGUACAAACAAAGGGAAGCGAUUAAGCCGAUCGAACGCUCUCGUGAGUCUAGUAGCAGUAUGCAAUACUCUCAUGACGUCAAUAGGUACUUUCGUGAAAUUCAAAACGACGUUAAUGAUCGCAGCGAGCAACAUGUGACGUCACAUCCGCACAUAUCGAGUUAUCAAACAUCCUGGAAUUUGCAGCGAGCGAGCACGGCCUCAAGUGAAAGCUCAGUUGAUAUCCUGUCUCAUUCCUACAGUAAACAUAGUCAUAGAGAUAAAUCGCCAGCAAAGACGUCAUUUUCCUCUCCCGCGACAUCGAACUCGCGGGAUCAUGACGUGAUACCGGAAGAGGCCGACCACGAGGUACCACUUCCGGUCAUGGAGCGGACAACGACGAGUUCCGGGUAUGACGGGACGUCGAGCUUUCCGCGCAGCGUCACAACCACAGAUACGUCAACCACUUCUGACGUCGAUGGAAUGACGUCACGAAUUACGUCGACUUUAGUGACGUCACAACAGGGAUGGCAGCAGCAACCACCUCAGGACUACCAAAAUUCCUACUCGGAUAAUGAGAAGCAACUCAUCGAGCAGAUGAAACGAAUGAAGAAGGAACAUUCCCACAUACUUCGCACUUACGAGGAUAGAAUUAAUAAACUCAUGACAAAGAUGCACGAAUUACGGAGUAUAGCGGAAAUGCUGGAAAACUCAAGCACCAAGUCGUCGCCCUACGCGAUGAUGAAUAACAAAAAUGGGGUCCUCAACUUUUUGAACUCGAAAUCUGAAAAUGACCGGAAGUUGACGCCGGGCGCGACAGGUAUUGACGGCGAAAACCCACCACCAUUGCCGCCUAGACCGGGUCGCGGUAGUCGCUUAAAUCCCAGCAAGCCUUUCAUUCACACGGACGCAAAUAUGACGUCACUUCCGUGGACACGGAUUAUAUUAAAAGACGAAAGUGGCGACGAGCAGACGACAAUAUGGCACCAUAUGAUGGAGCCGAAAGUUGACCCGGAAGAAGUUGAAAGAUUGUUCAGUCUCCCGUCGGCUUCUCAGACGGAUGGCGCAACCCUUUACGACGAUCUCAUUAUACGUAGAGGGCGCUCUAGACAGCAGUUGGUUAGCAUAUAUGACUCAGAACGCUCCAAGCGGAUUGUCGUCUGCAUGAAAUGCCUGCGCGCGACGCUGAAUGACGUCAUUUCUUCUGUGUCGACGCUCGAUACGUCACAAAUUAAUCACGAGGGGUUGGCGGAGUUAUCGGAACUACUUUCACCGAAUCAUGACGUUGACAAGAUUCUCUACCAUGUUCGCAAAAAAGGGGCAGGUCACCUCGAUCAUCCCGAGUACCUGGUGUUUGAACUCUCAAAAGUGGACCACUUUAAGGACAGACUCGAGUUCAUCCGCUUCCGGUUCCGGUUGUUGUGGCACCUGUUUGAAAUAGAUCAGCAAAUGCGGGAGCUUAACACGGCGUGCGACGAAGUCUCUACCAGCACACCAUUAAAGAACCUCUUAGAAACGCUUCUGUCAGUCGGCAACUACAUGAACGGAGCGACGGAAAUGGGACAAGCAGACGGCUUUAAUCUCGACGUCGUAAACAAGCUGAAAGAUCUCCGAGACAGAGAUGGCAAAGGAACAUUGUUGGAGUUCGUCUUGAAAACCUACUGUCAGGUGUUUGAAAGCGAGGUUGAGAUUGGAUGCCCCACCCGUUUCCGGUUACCCGAACCUUCGAACAUGAGGCAUGCGGCCCUGGUCUCGUUCGAGGGUCUUCAGGACGCUCUCUCCAAUCUCCACUCCGACCUACGCCACGUGCGGGAGCGGCUGCUUGACCCCCGGGUGAACAAGGACACCACGCGGCCCAUGGACAGCUUCAGGGUCACGGCGGAGAACUUCUUCGCUGCGGCCUUGGAGGUUAUCGGAGAACAGGAGAAGGUGCUCCAAGACACGAGGGACAUAUUCGACAAGACCAUCAACUAUUUCUAUGUAGAUAAACAACGUGUCACGCCACAGCAAUUCUUCCACGUCUGGGCGGUGUUUCUGCACGACUGCAAAUACUUCUGGAAGCUGGCACAUCGUCGUCUGGCCAAGGAGAGGUUUGAACUCGAGUUCAAGUACAAAGGUCAACUGUCGGCGAGUUCCCUCCAGGGUUAUGGUACAUUCCGCGCUGGCGUGCUCCAAGGUUUAGACUCCAAUAACGUCAACGACCCGAAAACGUCGACAGCGCAGCGCAAUAACGCCCGUUGGGCAGAAGCGGCCGACAAGUCGACAAGACCGACGGUUCCACCGAAACCAAGCCGGUCUCGAAACGCUGACGACGUUUAUCAUCCCAGUAGCGACCGCUCAUCGUCGCCGAAGCCUCUGACCUCAAUGCCGCCGUCUUCCGUUGACGUCAGAAAGCCUCAGCCUAAACCGCACGCGCAAAACGGCACUCCGCCGUUCUCCCCCAUUCCGCCUCCAAAUUACGAAAACCAUUCUGAACUAGAACGUUUCCAAGGCUAUAAAUAUCCACAACAGCAUCAUCAACAACAACAACAACAACUGAAUUCGUUCACUACUUCCGGUCAACCUGCUCCGAGUGGUCAUGUCACUCCUCCAGCAGAAAAUGGCAUCACCGGCAUUCAUCACGACUCGUCGUCUGCAGUAACUAUUACAAAGGAAAGCGACAAGAAAUCUCAGCAAUUCUCGUUGAAAGCGUGGCUUAAGCGAGAACGCGAGCAGGUGCGAAAAGGCGUUGAAUGUGACGCGGCAGAUGGCAUUCCCGAAGCGAAGACGCAAAGCCCCGCUAAGUCCUUUUCAAAGUUUAAAAAUAAUAUGAAGCAGAAGUUUUCAAGCGGAAGCUCGAAAAAGCACAACGAUCAUAGUCGAAAGUCAAAGGACACAAAAUCAGGCGAUCCUAAAGCGUAUGAAUCUCCGGUUGCUGCACAAAAUGGCAUCUGUAUAUCCUCCCCAUAUGAUGGUCACCGGCCCAAUUAUCCAACCGCAUCCACUUCCGGUUUCAAACUUGGCGACAAGUUUCAGGUACCAGAUAAUGGACUUUUAGCGAGCCUUGAAAGCGAGUUUAACAGCCGACCGAUUCCCGAUACUAUCAUUUCACCGAUAGACGAUCCAGAUGCAGACGAUAUUUUGGCGCCAAGCGUCAAUCGAUAUGAACAUCAAAAUGGCGUCCCUCCGCAAAUGAGGCAAAACGUGGAGCAAAAUGACGUAAAUAAUAAUGAACGUUACCUGUUUAAUAGCAAGUCUGGUGGAUCAAACGCGAAUGACAAUGGCAAUGGUUUUACAGAUGGGAAAUUCGUGAGCCCCGGCGCGGAGUCCAAGCGAGUUGUUGCGGUUGCGGCCCCAUCAUACAAAGCUAGGAUGAUCAAUAACUACGAAAAUCAGGGGAAAUUCGAAAAUCCAAAUAUACCGCGACUUCAUGCGGAGCCGGCAAAAUCACUGCGACAAAACUUUGCAAAUUUAACGAGCAAUAUUUCAAACGAUAUCGCUAAAGGAUAUGACGGGGCCGAAAGUAAAAACCCGUAUUCGAAAAACGGACAUGACCAAACUCAGCCUCAAACAUCAUCGAAUCACACACACAACACUCGUCCAUUGAACGCAGAAGACUCCCCUUACGGUCGAUUGUCAAAGACCCUAAAUACACCGGAAAAGCACGCUGCAUUACCGGACACGCCUCGUAAACGAGCUGUACUCGAAAACAAAAAUUACGUCACUCCUGGAAACCGCGUUCCCAUUAAUGCACAGUCUGUCGGGUCGCUCAUUGAUAAAUUUGAUAAAACUGAGUCUUAUAAUGAGGAGAGCGCUACCAACCGUGACGGUUUACCGGAAGCGUCGCCUCCUUUGCCGCCUCGGUCCGGUAAAUCCCAAAGCCAUAUUCAGAAUGUUGAUGCACCAUCGUUUUCGCAGUCCAGUCUUGCAGCAAAGCCUUACAGUGCCCAACCGUCCACGGCAUAUUCGCCUCCGUCACGUUGGACGACAGACAAACGCGGCGAAACGUAUCCAUCUACGCCAAAUAGACGCGAAGAUGUCUCUACUGCCUAUAAUUCUCCGCAUAGCCUUUAUUCUACGCCGCAAGGACAGUUUUCUGAAGGUCAGACACAUUCGACCUACGUCACACCAAAAUCUUCGCCCGCUAACCACAAAUAUACGCCAUUGUCGAAUGGCCACGUGGUCUCCACGUCAUCUCCAUCAAACCAUCACGUGACAAACGGUUUUCAUGAAAACAAUGGUUACCUUGACAACGACCGCGCAGACAAUGUCGUAGACGAUGGUUAUGGAGCUAAACUCCGCCGCGCUGCGAAUUACAGUCACUCUGCGUUCGACCGGAUAACAAAAGGUAGUUCGCCGUAUACUAGAAACCCAAGCUUUGGAACUACUUACGAAGCGCGUAGGAAUAUUUUUGCAACGUCAACGUCUUCAUCGUCUGCUGUUCAGAACACUGACGAGGUUUCUUACAUGGCAAUUUAGUUUAAAACUACGAUUGUCAAUAAACUGUGAUUGUGUUAAAAAUAUUGUCAAAGUUUUUUUUUUGCAAGUGAUAACUUCUGAUAACGUGUGGCCGACAUGAGGCAUUUGCCAGUUUUUUUUUACCAUUUACACAAACACAAAUGUACCUCUUGUCGUAAAAUUAAUUUAAAUUAAAUUUAAUUUUGAUAUUUUUUUAUUCUCAAUAUCUGGCGUUUGUGUAUGCCACAGACAAGUGU